GCCGAUGAACAAACCAGCCACGCUACGCUGACAUUGACUAGACACGCCACGUCGUCCCCUGCGUCUCCACGCCUUCUACCUGCCCUGCGCCGGUCCUCGAGCUCAGCUCGCCACGCAAAAGCUCCUCCCCGUUGACAACGCCAGCAUCCACGAAGAGCGAUGAGCACCCGUGACCCGGCUUCGUCCGGCGCCCCGCACGGCCUGUUCGGGUCGAGCGGCGUCGGCGGGUUCGGCUACGGGCUCGCCGUCUCCGUCGGCAUCCUCCUCGUCGUCUCCACCAUCGCCUUCGCCGUCUACCUCUGCUGCGCCCGCGCCUCGUCCAUGCCGGUGGCCGACGCCCGCGGGAUUCCGGCGCCGGCGCCGCCCCGCCGCGGCAACGGCGACGUGGAGCUCGGCGGCAUCGACGCGGCGACGCUGGAGGCGUACCCGGCGGUUGUCUACAGGGAGGCGAGGAAGCCGGCGUCAGAGGAGCAGCAGGCGGCGUGCUGCGCCGUGUGCCUGGAGAGGUACGCGGACAGCGACGUGGUCCGGGUGCUGCCGGACUGCGGCCACCUGUUCCACCGCGGGUGCGUCGACCCGUGGCUCCGGCAGCGGCCCACGUGCCCGGUGUGCCGGACGUCGCCUCUGCCCAGCCCCGUGCCGACGCCGCUCGCCGAGGUGACGCCGCUGGCGCUGGCGAGGUAAGGCCGGCGUGAGGCGAUCGAGCGCCUGGUGUCUGUCCGCGCACGUGGCGUUCUUCAAAUUUUCUUGGCUUGCUCUCUGUUUUCUUCCCAUCUACAUUAAUUUAUUUUUAUACGGCUAGCUAGAUGCCAUAUGUAAUUAAUUAGAAGGUGACACAGUAAGUUUUAUAGCUUAGAUGUUAGUGAAGGCUGUUUUUGCUGAUGUAAAUUCGUGUACGAGGUUAGUUUAGUCAGCAAAUCGGUGAUACUGUCGAAGAAGAAGACAGAUUUGAUCAGCCAUAUUUUUAAGAUUCAGUAAAUUACGGACUAAAGGGACAUUGGAAGACAUAGA
Messenger RNA from Triticum aestivum (bread wheat), 1011 nucleotides. RefSeq names its product RING-H2 finger protein ATL70-like. The coding region runs from base 160 to 684 and encodes 174 amino acids. The record is from RefSeq and is a predicted model, not a curated record. Lineage: Eukaryota; Viridiplantae; Streptophyta; Magnoliopsida; Poales; Poaceae. The transcript has a single exon.